Messenger RNA from Owenia fusiformis, 818 nucleotides. The record is from the annotation of a GenBank genome assembly. Lineage: Eukaryota; Metazoa; Annelida; Polychaeta; Sabellida; Oweniidae.
AUGGGAAACAUUAAACUAAUAUGUGCCACCUCGAAACAAGCGAAGACAGAAACAAAAAGAAUGGAGAAGUUGUUGCUAGUGCAACUUGUGACCCUCCUGGCACUUAUUACAUACGUAGCUACGUUUCACUUGGACAUGGAUCACGAUGAUAGUUUCUUGGAGGACUCCAUGGAUGCCCGUAGUGUUUUUGAAGACAGCCUUGAAAACCCAGUUAUAGAUCCGGUUUUCUUUUCGACUGCAGCAAAAAGGAAGCCUUCAUAUCUACCUGUCAAGUUUUUAUGUCCGCCUUUCAAGCCUGUCUGCAGAAAUGGAGGACGUGGGCCAAAAAUUCGUAAAGUUGAGAAGGGAUUCGUCUGUAUGUGUAUCUGCCCUAGAAACUGGAAAGGACCCGGGUGCAACAUAAGUUCACAACGGCGCUGAUCCUUUCAUAAUCAAGGCUUAUGCCCACAUCAAUUGGAAGCUAUUAUUUUGCGAAAAAUUCACCUAUGUCUGAACUGAAAAUGGAACGCUGAUACGAACAUGAUCCACACUGACUGUGAAUAACUUUUUUAAUUUUUGACAUACAAAAUUAAAAUGACCAUUGCAUUAAUGUGAUAUUUUGUUAUGUUUUUACAACUGAAUUACAAUAAGACAGGACAUCUCAAAACUGUUGCAAAAGUAUUGCUAUGCGCCUGUGUCUUUAUAGUGAUGUUUUUCAUGAAACAAAGGAAGAUAUAUAAGUAGAUGUUUCAAAGGAUAGGUAUCGAUAUGGUGAACUGAAUUCAAUAAUGUUUUUCUCUUAGACCAAUUACUGUAUUGAAAACAUUCUGUAAAAAACA